Molecule: messenger RNA, 3077 nt
Organism: Dunckerocampus dactyliophorus (ringed pipefish)
Lineage: Eukaryota; Metazoa; Chordata; Actinopteri; Syngnathiformes; Syngnathidae
Product: ras-related protein Rap-2b-like
Exons: 1
Coding region: 326-874 (182 amino acids)
Biological process (GO): negative regulation of cell migration; Rap protein signal transduction
Cellular component (GO): plasma membrane
Molecular function (GO): GDP binding; GTPase activity; GTP binding
Source: RefSeq, a predicted model, not a curated record
UUGACGCUGUGAGGAUGUGGGCAGGAAAUGCCAUGCAGAGCCAGCAGAAGCGUUCACGCUUCUUACCAUACUUGCACAAUCGGGUCGGUGCCAUCAACAAUGUACCUCGGUUGACGCCACCAUCCUCCAGGGAGCGGACACUCUCCCCCUGGGGUGUGACACCCGCACGCUCAGUGCUGAUUCUCUAAAUUUGGGCGACGACGCCGCCUUCCCGGCCUGCUUGCUUUGAAGACAUCGGUGGCUGCCUGGUGGUGGUGUAAGACAAGAAGGCUUCAUCUUGAGGCAAAAAAGGAGGUAUUUUGUUUUUUCCUCUCUUUUCCCGGUCAUGAGGGAGUAUAAAGUGGUUGUUCUGGGCUCGGGUGGAGUCGGUAAAUCCGCCCUGACUGUGCAAUUCGUGACGGGCUCCUUCAUCGAGAAGUACGACCCCACCAUCGAGGACUUUUACCGGAAGGAGAUCGAAGUCGACUCGUCCCCGUCGGUCCUGGAGAUCCUGGACACAGCAGGGACUGAGCAGUUCGCCUCCAUGCGAGAUCUGUACAUCAAAAAUGGACAGGGCUUCAUCCUGGUCUACAGUUUGGUCAACCAGCAGAGUUUCCAGGACAUCAAGCCCAUGAGAGACCAAAUCAUCCGGGUGAAGAGGUACGAGAGGGUGCCCAUGAUCCUGGUGGGCAACAAGGUGGACCUGGAGGCUGAAAGAGAGGUGUCAUCCGGGGAAGGCAAGGCUCUGGCCCAGGACUGGACCUGCCCCUUUAUGGAGACUUCAGCCAAGAAUAAAGGCUCUGUGGAUGAACUGUUUGCAGAGAUAGUCAGACAGAUGAACUACUCCACUGUUCCUGCUGGAGGUGACAAGUGUUGCUCUUGUGUCUUGCUCUAAACAAUCACAAUCAGUUGGGCCUUUAAAAAAAAAAAAAAAAAUCUCUUUUCACACCUGUUGUCUUAUGGUUUCGCACAAAUUGACAACAAUCUGAUGUUUAAUAGUCCUGGAAAAGUGUUUACAUUGACAAAGUACUUGAAUGUUUUCAACUUUUUUUUUUAUUUGAAAUAUAGCUUUGUAUAAUAUAACACUUCUCUGGAAACGUGCCUCAGUGGAAUGUCUUAUUGUGAAACCUAAGAGACAUUGCUUUUUCCCCUCAUGUACUUGUGCUCAGUGGUGGAGUCAGUGUUAAUGUCUGUCAUUGUUAAGAUUUUUUUUUUUCUUCCAGAAACGGCGGAAGAAAAAAAACUAGGGAUGGGCAGUUUGACAAUGGGGAAAAUGGAUGGUUAAUUCAUGUUAUUUUAAAAUAUUUUUGUAUUUAUUUUAAAUGGCCUAAAUGUGCAUCCUGCCCUCUUAAAUGACGUUAUUUUACUGCAAUGAAUGAAACAAGCAACAAAUAGCAUAGCUGUUGUUAUGGUGUUCUUCUUCACAGUGUAAAUCAGUUGUGGUUGAAUCAACAGCGCCUCUGCUGGUGACCUCCAAGUACUGCACUUCAUUUUAUCUAUUGCAUCAACAUGUGACUAAUCAAGUAAUAGAAUAAUAUGCCCAUCCCUAGUAAGAACCUGCUCUUUUACAUUUUAAAGCUUUUUUAUCCUUUUCCAGUGUGUUGGAAGUGUAUGAACAGUGGAACUUAGUGCACAAGGACCUUUAGUGCGCUGCUGUCGCUGCACGGGGUCAUGCAAUGACAGAUGACCCCGUGUCAAGUGCCUUCCCUGCGACUGUGCCAAGUCAGUAAGUGACUAGCCCUCCUUCCUCUGCAGUGCAUCUCCAUGGCAAUCAGAACUUUUUUUUUUUUUUUUUUUUUAAAGCCAAGGCUCUCUUUUUUGGUUUUGUUUUCCCCCCUCAAUCAGGCCCAGUGUGGAGGUACUGCAGUGAAGAAGCCAUGUUUGAUGGUGUUCUGUUGUUUUUCCUUGAAGAUGUGAUAAUAACCUUUUUAUUGUGAUUCUACCUUUUGGACAAAUCUGUGAUGAACAUGUCAGUAUUGAGAGAUUUGUAAUACAAAAGGCAUUUUAUGUACCAAUGAACUCUGUGCUUGUUUCUCAUUCUGAAGGCAAUUUACACUCACAGGACACAUAUAUAUGCUAUCCGUUACAGUAGCUUUCAUUUGUCUUACUGAUAUUUUUGCCAAAUUUAAAUGACAUCACUGGAAAUCAAUAUUAAAAAACCUCCAUAAUAGAAUAGGUAUGACAGCAAAAUCUAAUACAAGAACUGUAUCAAAAAUCCAGUAUGCCUUUAUUGUAUUUAUGUCAGCUUAAAGUAGUGGAAAUAUGGACAUUCAAUGUAAAGGCAUACAUGGUUGCAUGGAUUAAUGCUUUUAGUUGUAAAUAAGGCUGGUAAAAAUACAUACUGUUGCACAUCUAUUGUAUUUUAUAUAUAUAUCUAUAUCUAUAUAUAUAGAUAUAGAUAUAUAGUAUUGUAUCAGUAAACUGUAAAGCUAACAGUGUUGCUGUAAAUGUUCUUUGUGCUUUUGUCACCCCCGAAAAAAUGGAAAUGCAUGCUUUUCAUUGCAUUGUGACCUCAUCCUCAAAGUAACUACAAGUAUAAGAAAUUGCAGCAAAAACUGGCAAUGAAAUAUUUCUAAAGCAUGUUCCACUAACAGUAAAGCCAUCUUUUUGUGGUAUAAAAUUUGAAAGUAAAAUUAAUUUGACAGUAUCAUUUUUUUUUAUUCUUAGACCAAACCUUUAAUGUGAAAAUAUGCAAUGCAUAUGGUCCCAUAGUUAACAGGUGGAUAUACAGUAGAAAGUGGACACACCGCUCUUAAAAAACAUGUUUUAAUGCAAAAAAUGGGAACAUGAUAAAUAUUUCAAAACUGUCCUAGAAAUGUUACUAAUAACCUGUGUAAUUCAAUCAAAAGAUGAAUAUGUUAAGGGGGAAAAAGGAAAAGUACAAUAGGCUGGUUGCACUAUCAUAAUCAGUGCCCCAAAUGUGUCAUUGUGAGGGGCAUCUCUUGUGCAAAGCCCCCUUCAGGUCACCCCAACACAUUUUCGGUUGGAUUUACGUCUGGUCUCUUACGCAACCGUUCUGAAGUGAUGCUUUUGCUGUUUUGGAUGUAUGGUUGAGCUCAGUCUGCUACUGAAAGGUGAAAUUGUGUUGGUAUUUAUUC